AUGCCCUCCAACCACAGCUCCCUCCCGCAGCCUCUCCCGUUCAACAGCACAGGUCCCUACAACUUCCAGCCCCAACCCCCUGGCACAGAGAGCUCCGUUCUCCCUCGCCCCACCUUGGGCGAACGCAUGACAUGUAUUGUCAAUGCAUCCAUCACCUGCAUCUCUUCCCCUUCCUCUGUGACCGCUUCCCGCUCAAGUAGCAGCCACAGUCUGGCCAAGAGGAACAGGGCAUUCGCUUCGACCACUACUCAUUCCCCCCAGGGCUCCUUUUACGACAGUGCAGCUGCCACAGCCACCGCCGACGCGACAACAAGCCGCGCUAGGACAGCUGCCAGUCAGACCCAGGGUUCAGGUCAUGUUCGCCAUCACAGUCGACAGGAUGACCUUGGUGCAGGCGAGCGGGAGAGGGGUCACGACAGGCUGCGACUCUAUGUGUUUGGAGGCUUUCACCAGUACACGGACGCCGUCAACAACGACCUUUAUCGGCUGGAUGUGGAGACGAUGGUGUGGGAGAAGCUGAUUUACACCAAAGGCGAGCCACCGUCUAAACGGAACGACCACUCUGCCAGUCUUUGGGGAGACGAUCGUAUUGUCAUAUUUGGAGGUAGUGACGAGCGGAACCAAUACUGCAACGAUGUCCACAUUCUGAAUGUCCGUACAUUGACUUGGGAGACUCCGGAAGUAACCGGUGCUAUCCCGAUCGGACGAGUCAAGCACUCGGCGACGAUUGUGGACGACAAGCUAUACAUUUCUGGAGGAUGUCUUGAUCAGGAAGGCGUUUCGCAGGAACUCCUCUGUCUCGACCUCUUGACGUGGGAGUGGGAUGAGCCAAUCGACUUUGUUGCCCGAUACACCCAUACGCUCUUCGAGUUCCGCAACAAGCUGUUCGUAUACGGGGGCUACAACGAGGAGAUGGAUCGCACAGAGGUUAUUGCCUACAUGGACCUCGAGACCAAUCAGGUGACAAGGGUCAGCGUGUCUGAUGAAAUCGCACCGAACGUCGCUGCUCAACAGUUCUCACAAGUCUGUGGUCGGCAUCUGGUCGUCGUGAUCUCCCAAGGUCUGCGGUACGAGCUUCAAAAGUUCACAGGAGGAAUCUGGACUCUGGAUCUGGAAUGCUUCCAAUGGACAAAACACGACGACUGGAAGAUCCUGGGCGAGAACCACACCUGGCACUACUUUUCAAUGGAGCGAGACGGUGAUCAGUUCUACCUGAUUGGCGACAACAACGAGUCGGACGAGUACUUCAAGCAGGUUCUGACGAUCGAUAUGCGAGAGUAUGGGUCGUUCCAGGAGCCUCACGUCGCAAUAGGACAAGAACUUGGUCGACUCCUGCAGGACCAAAUGGCGCUGGCUGACUUUCGAAUCCUCUGUACGGGGACCGAUGCGCAGGCCAAUUCAGUUGUUCAGGCGACUGACCUCUCGGCAGACUACUAUCCUCACUCGGACGCCAGUGGCGAUAACGACAUGAUGAUUGACGCCCAGCCACUUAUGGUCCAACGGAUUCGGUCUCAGCGGCAGACACCCUCGUCAACCCGGGCCAACAGUCCACAGCAGGAGUCCAUCCUGUGUCAUAAGCUGAUCCUGAUGGCGCGGUGGCCCCACUUUGCGAGCAUGGUUCAGGCGGGAAUGCUAGAGGCCCAGACAAGCACUUUGACCCUCCCUGAGCCGUACGAGACUGUGAAGGGCUUUGUCGAGUACCUGUACACGGAUUCGAUUGAGGACAUGUCGACGGAUACAAUCGCGGACCUGCUAGUCAUGGGAAGCAUGUAUGUGAUGAGACGUCUGGUCCACCUUUGCAGCGCGGCGCUCCACCAGCAGAUCGACAUCGAGACAGUUUCUAGGAUCUAUCACAGAGCUGGCCUCAGUGGCCAGGUCGGACUGCGGCAAAGAGCGCUCAAGUUUAUGUUCCGCAACUAUGGUCCAGUCAGCAAGACCAUCGGUUUCCGGUCCUUGCCCAAGGAGGCGCUCUUUGACUUUUGGGACUCUACGCCCGAAGGUGCCGUCAUCAACGUUGCAGUUUAG
Messenger RNA from Linnemannia hyalina, 2025 nucleotides. The record is from the annotation of a GenBank genome assembly. Lineage: Eukaryota; Fungi; Mortierellomycota; Mortierellomycetes; Mortierellales; Mortierellaceae.